GCCCCACGGGCUUCUGCGGCCGGGUGCGCAUGGACCCGGCGGCCUGGCUGCUGCAGGAGGCGGCCAGGGGCUUCGUUGCGGGCGCGGCGGCGUGGGGCGCGUCCUGGGGCGCGCAAUGCCCAGCGGCCCCGCCUUGCCCGGCUUGCUCCUGCCAGUGCGAGCCGCGCCUGGUCUGCCCCGGAGGCAGCCACGCCGAGGCGGCCGCGCCAGGCGCGGCGGUGGUGGCCGGCGUCUGGCUGUUCAGCCUAGCGGCCGCGGUGGUGGGCACCUGGGCUUGCUCGCGGCACUUCGCGGUGGCAGCGGCCCCGCCCGCGGCGGUAGCCGCAGCGCGCGCCCCGCCGGCGCUGCCAGCGCCCGUUCCGCCUUCGUCCCUGCCUGAGGUCGCGGCGGCCCAGGAGGGUGACUUCCUCCUGGUGGAAUAUACGGGGUUCCCAGGCGUGCUGCACGAGAGGCUCCUCAUUUUGGUUCCAGAUGCGGGAGGCCAGGUGUGCACGCUCACCCCAGACGACGACAGCUACGAGGAGGACCUCUACGCGCCCGCCGACGUGCAGCGCUGGCUGCGCCUUGGAGGCCGCAUGGGCGCCUACCCGCCUGCGGCAGGCGCUGGGCACGUGCACGGCUUCCGCGGCGUCCCUGCGCCCGUGCGGAUCGCGCACGUGCUGACCGCUGCGGCUGCGCGCCUCGGCGUGGGCCUCACGGCGGGCGCGACGGUGGUGCCCAACCUUGGUGGCGCGGCUGGCAGGCCUCGGCCCCGACCAGGCCUGGCGGCCGGGGCGCCCCCUGCUGCGGUUGCAGGCGCGCCGGCUGCCGGUGGAGCCGCGGCUGCAGCCCUUCCACCUGGCCUGCUGGUGGCCGCCCCGCCCCCUGGCGCAGCAGCAGCGGCCGCUGCUGGCGCGGCUGGAGGCGUGGCUGGCUUGGCGGCCGCCUUGGCGCCCCCCCCGGCGGGAGGCGCAGUGGCCGCGGUCCCGGCGGCCCUGCCUCCACCGUUGGUGGGCGCCGCCCCCCCCGCCGCGUUUGCGCCGGCGGCCGUGGCGCCAGCCGUAGCGGCGGCUCCGCUGGACGCGAGGGUCCAGGCAGUCGCCUACGACCUCCAGGGCCAGCGGCACCGGGACUUCCGCACGGCGGUCAUGGCCAUGACCGAAGGCAGCUUCCCCGACUGGCCUGUGCGGGGCCCCAGGACGGCGCUGUGGUGCCUCAAGUUCAUGGAGGCGCACGGCGGCACCCCGACUGGCCGCCACUCACGGUGGAUCUCGGAGACGCGGCCCCAGGGGCAUGAGCCCGGCGUCGACGAGCACGAGAGGGCGUGCAGGACGCUGGAAAACAUGGUGGUCUACGACCAGCUCAACGUGGCGAACCUCGCCGCGGGCGAGAUGCUUGCCAGGGCGGUGCAGCUUCAGGAGGAGCGCUACCGCGACCGCGUGGCGCCCGCCGUAGACUCGACGAACAUGGAGUCGCACGUGCUGCUCGGCACGGAUCGGCUGCGUGGGGACGUGUGCGUGUCGCCAGCACUCCAGGACUCCUGCAAGGAUGAGCUGACUAAGACGAACGCCUACAGGAAGGGCAAGCGUCGCAUGAGGGACGCUUCGGAUUGGCACGACUGGGCUAACGACGCCAUCGACGUCAUGAAUUAUGCGUGCGCCCCUGGGGCUCAGCCGUCCGCCGUCGGGAUCUCCGAAGGCAAGCGGGCGUCUCUCGAGCACGUGCAGUCUGCUUUCACCAGCCUGAUCUCGUGGCCCGACGUCGGCGACGACCCCGUGCCGCUCACGAGCGUCGUUGCUGGCCCGGACGCUCAGUGGCUUGGGGCCUGGAGCUCGAGGAUGCUGCGUGAUCGGGGCGAGGCAGGUGCCCUCCUGCAGCAGGUUUGCCCUCGUGGACCGCACGUGGACCCGCACCUCUCUUUCUCGCCGGCGACUUACGCCGGCUUCCUUGCUCAGAUGCUGAAGCGCCAGAUGGUCUGCUUCCAGGCGGAGGAUCCCAAUAUCAAGCCGAUAGGUGUCUUCUGCGUGGCAAAGAAGAGCAAUCGUCUGAUACUGAUUUUUGACACGCGCACGGCCAACGCCUACUUCUCGGACCCACCGGCCACCGCGCUGCCCAGCGCCGCCGCCUUCGCCAAUUUGGAGGCGCCAGGAGGCCGCGUGGUCAUCGCCGCGGGCGAUAUCGACAACGCGUUUUACCGCCCCAAGAUGCCGGACGGUCUCUGCAGCUACUUCAGGCCCCCGCCGAUCGACAGGCGCCACCUGGAGGCUCGCGGCGUAUCAGGGCUGCCCAGCGGGGGCCAGCUGCAGGCGUGCCUUGUCGUGCUGCCCAUGGGUUUCUCUUGGGCGCUCCCCUUGUGCCGGCUGGCCCUGAGGACGGGCUCCCAGGCGUCCCAGGAGCCCGCCGCCGGGUACGUCGACAACUAUCUGUCGGUCGGCGCGGACGAGGGGCGCGCCCGGGCCCUGGGCCGCAUCGCUGGAGCACUGGAGGCUGCUGGCCUGCGCGUCCACGCGCCUGAGCGGGCUGCGGAGCCCUGCAGUUUCUCGGGCAUGGAGCUGCGGUGCGGUCGCUGGCUCGCCAUCAAGGGGCGGUCCGUCUGGCGGCUCAGGCGCGAGGCGCUUGGGAUUCUCAACGCCACCUGCGCCAUCAUGGCAGCAGCUGGCGCGGAGGUGCAGUCGCUGCGGCCCGCGGUCCGCGCGGAGCUGUGGCGCGCCCGCUGUCUGCUGCCGUUGCUGGUCGCCGACCUGGCGGCGCCUUGGGUUUCGCGGCUGGCGGCCAGCGACGCGAGCACGCCGGACGACGCCCCGCAUGUCAGCAUGGCCACGAAGGAGCCCUUGGAGAUCUCCCAGAGCCCGACGAGCCCCGUGAAGGACCCCUUCCAUGACCUCGGCACGUUCGGCGUCUCGGAGGAACCGCUGAUCUUGGGCUUGGGCAAGAGGCUAAAGGAUUUCGACGUGGCCGCCCCGCGCGCUGGCGCGGCGGCGGCUGGCGGCCGGGCAGCCGCGGGUCCUGCGGAGGCCCGCGCGGCGCCCGGCGCUGGCGGCCUCGGAGGCGCGGGGGCGCCGCGCGGCCCUCGCCAGGCGCUUGCUGGCCGAGCGGCCGCCCCUGGGCAGCUCAGCGCGCUGGAGACCAUGGCGGCGCGCUCCAACACGGAGUCGCAGUGCCGCAGGGUGCUGGAGGAGUUCGUGGCGUUCUGCUCGCUGAACCGCCUGGAUUGGAAGGGCUUCGGGCAGCUGGACGCCACGGCAACCAGGUUUUUGAACCGCCAGUUCGCCCAGGGAGCGCCCUCGAGCCAAGGUUCGUUGCUGCUGGCUGCGCUCGCCCACUUCCUGCCAGGCCUCCAGGGCUCCUGGAAGGCCCAGCUGCCUCGGGCCACGCGAAGCUCGAUCGCCUGGCAGUGGAGGGCGCCCGCCAUGACGAGGGCGCCGCUGCCAUACUUCGCAGCCGCUGCGUUGGCAGGCAUGCUGGCCAUGAGCGGCCGCCGGCGCAUGGCGAUCUGGAUCCUGCUUGCGUUCAGCUGCAACCUGCGACCGUUCGAGGCGCAGGGGCUGCGCGGGCUCGGAGGCCGCCCAGGCAAGACGGGCUUGUACAACGAGAGCGUGGUGAUCGACUUGGACCUGCACCUCUGGCCGUUGCUCGAAGGCCUGAAGGCCGCGGUGGCCCUAGACUGGAGCCUCUGGGAUUCCACGCCGCCAGCGCGCAGGGAGCAGUUCUGCGAGAUCGCGAGCCGGCUCCAGCUUCAGGCCCUCGACCCGACGCUCUACGCGCCGCGGCGCGGCGGAGCGAGCUGGGACCUGCUGGGGGGCCGGCGGACGCUCGAACAGACGCAGCGCCAUGGGCGCUGGGCGUCGCCAGGCAGCAUGGAGCGGUACGCCAAGGAGGCCUACCUGCAGGAUGCCAAGACGCGGUUGCCAGAGUGGGUAUUCGUCCUGGGCAGAGUCGCACGCGCCAACUUGCGCGAGAUUGUCGAGCUGGGGCCCGGCCUGCGUCAGCAUCUACGCCUUUGGCAGCAGCUGCCCGCGCCCGCGCAGGCGCUGAUCGAGGCAGGGCUGCCGUAG
Molecule: messenger RNA, 4034 nt
Organism: Prorocentrum cordatum
Lineage: Eukaryota; Dinophyceae; Prorocentrales; Prorocentraceae
Source: the annotation of a GenBank genome assembly